GUCACUAUAAAUCACGUGUGUUCCUUGGACGACAGCCGCGCGCUUGGGCGGGGAAAAGACACGCUACGCGUUAAUCCGAACGGCUGGGCAAAGCAGCGCAUAGGUAACAGAGCCAAAGUCGGCUAUCGAGUGCUCCCAACCACCCAAUUUCCCUACUUGUGGACCUUUCUGGAGCAGUGAACCCCUCCUAACAAGGCUGGGCCUUUCCACGGCUGUUGUCUCACACAAUUGGGUGCUCAGAGGGGUUGCGCCUUAAGCCAAAAGAAUUCAAAAGUUCUUGUCCCGAGUUUUAGCAUACAUUCGGCGCAAAAACAAACAACCUGAAAGGGAGACAGUGUCGCAUGGAAAUCCGCACCUGUACAGUUGCCCCUCACGUACCAACUGACUCACUUGUACAUUUAUCAAAUAAUUCAUUUUUAAUCGCGCAAGACUUGUCAUCACUAUGCCACCGAAGACAGGAAAGGGCCGCAAGGUAACCGCUGUGCCGCGAGCAAAGGCGGACGGUGCCGGAAACGAAACCGCAGCUGCAGGCCCAUCUAGUGCAGCUGCAAAAGCUUCCCCUUCAACUAGAGGACGCAAGUCCACUGGAGGUGCUAAAGCGGGGAAGCGACCGGCUGGUCCAUCAAGAAAAUCAAAUGUCCAACCUGGAGAUCCCACCCCUCAGGGCCGCCAUCGCCGUUACAAACCGGGUACUGUUGCCCUCAAAGAAAUCCGCAAAUAUCAACGCUCUUAUGACCUCCUUAUCCGGAAGCUCCCAUUCGCAAGACUUGUGCGUGAGGUUGCAUUGGACCUACUCCCCGCAGAUGUGGGAUCCGAGUUGCGCUGGCAGUCGCAAGCCAUCAUGGCGCUGCAAGAGGCCGCGGAGGCCUUCCUUGUUCAUCUAUUCGAAGAUACCAACUUAUGUGCUCUACACGCAAAGCGAGUGACUAUCAUGCAGAAGGAUAUUCAACUUGCUCGGAGAAUCCGUGGCGCUUGGGGUGGAUUAGGCUGAACGCGCAUUUGGCCUUGAGACGCAGUUAAGAGAAACAAGCAUCCGGUGGAGAACGCACCUGGAGAGUUUGAAUCUCGAUCACUAUAAUUCCGUUGUUGUCUGGUUUUCUACAAUCUUGGCAUCCUCUAUUAUAUCUGACGGCAAUUUCCCUCCGAAUCUUGCUAGUUGGUGUAUAGGUUGCAGGCGUAUGGUCGGUUAUGGAGUUAUGUCCAGAGCAGGUCUUCUGAUUCGGUUUGUGUUGGGACCACCAUUGUGAUUUAUUGUCCAUGCCAAGGCUGCAGGAUCUGUCAGUGUGAUGUGAUCCGUGUAUAAUAGAACAUGGGUGUCUGCUGAGAGGAUCCCUUCUCGUCUUUUGAGAAGGGUUUUAGGAGAAGUUGUAUACUUCCCGGAAACUCAUCAUCGCAUACCUGAACAAAGGAAUUCUAAUUUUAUUGAUACGAACCCUAGCAGAACGUUCAUGUACAUCUCGUAGGUAGUCUACGUAGUGCCCAGUCGGGUACUGAUUACUAACCAGCAGGUUCAGG
Aspergillus pseudotamarii is the source of this 1515-nucleotide messenger RNA. RefSeq names its product histone H3 family protein. The coding region runs from base 443 to 991 and encodes 182 amino acids. The record is from RefSeq and is a predicted model, not a curated record. Gene Ontology annotation, cellular component: nucleosome. Gene Ontology annotation, molecular function: structural constituent of chromatin; DNA binding; protein heterodimerization activity. The transcript is spliced from 2 exons. NCBI's taxonomy places the organism in Eukaryota, Fungi, Ascomycota, Eurotiomycetes, Eurotiales, Aspergillaceae.